UACCUCAAACAACUACAGAACCAACUACUGAACUGGCAUCAACUACAGGACCAACUACUGAACUAGCAUCAACAACCAUGGACACUAUUAUUACUACCGAGGAGAUGAUCGGGACCACACCUCUGACCUGUCUCAACAAUGGAAGCCUGGAUUCUGUAACACAAACAUGUAAAUGUUAUAAUGGUUAUAUAGGAGAUACAUGUGAACGUAUCAUGAUGGAUUGUACAGAAGGGUUUAAAUCAGGACAUUAUAAUGAGGAUACGUACGAUAAUUAUUUUAUUAAACCUACUUUAGCCCCAACAGCUUUUGAAGUUCAUUGUAAUAUGAAAGACGGCGGUGGUGGUUCCACACUCAUGAAGAAUUCGGAAUGGUGGCCAUUUGUGAACAGAAAUGAAAACUGGAACACCUAUAAAGAUGGUUUUGGUGAGCUGGAAGAUAAUCAUUGGCUUGGUCUUGACCAGAUUCACUACAUCACCUCAAGUCGUCCACACCAUUUAUUUAUAGAGGUCAUCAGUGAUAUAGACUUGAAAGGAAGAUGGCGGAAAUAUGAAAACUUUAAAGUCAAAGAUGAAUCCACCAAUUAUCGUAUGACGUAUUCUGGGAGUUUUCCAUGGACCCAGUCAGAAUCAAGUGCUGAUCCUGACUGGACCAAAGUCAUCGAGUCGACACCAUUAGGUGAUUCUAUGAUUGGGUUAAACGGUUCAGCUUUCAGUACAUUCGACAGAGAUAAUGAUAUGGAUGCUGGUAGAAACUGUGCUCAAGAGUAUCAAGGUGGUUGGUGGUACAACGCAUGCGCAGAUUGCAAUCCAAAUGGCGAGUUAAAGAUGCCGAGAAAUUCAAAUGCAGUCAAUGAAGCCUUUUGGAAAUAUGAUUUUAUGAAUAACUAUACACCACAUAUAGAGAUGACUCUCAGAGCAGCUUAAAUCGUAUACAUUUUCUGGUAUAACUGUUUCAUUUCGCCA
This is a messenger RNA of Patella vulgata (common limpet), 962 nucleotides long. RefSeq names its product fibrinogen-like protein 1. The coding region runs from base 78 to 923 and encodes 281 amino acids. The record is from RefSeq and is a predicted model, not a curated record. NCBI's taxonomy places the organism in Eukaryota, Metazoa, Mollusca, Gastropoda, Patellidae. The transcript is spliced from 2 exons.